This is a messenger RNA of Austrofundulus limnaeus, 1431 nucleotides long. RefSeq names its product ras-related protein Rab-11B. Gene Ontology annotation, molecular function: GTP binding; GTPase activity. The coding region runs from base 219 to 875 and encodes 218 amino acids. The record is from RefSeq and is a predicted model, not a curated record. NCBI's taxonomy places the organism in Eukaryota, Metazoa, Chordata, Actinopteri, Cyprinodontiformes, Rivulidae. The transcript has 5 exons.
CCUCUGCAGAGUUUUGGGAGCUCUCCCUUUCUGCGAACAGCAGCAGCAGCAGCAGCAGCAGCUCGCCUUCUUUGACAGCCGACACACUGGCGCAGAGUCCGAGCACAAAUCUUUAAACAUUUGUAAAUAUUUUUUCGGGCAUAAAGCGAGAAUUCAGAGCGACACCUUCUACUCAUCCUCUUCCGGAGCAAAGCGCUGGAGCGGCGGCCUCGUCUAGAAUGGGGAACCGAGACGACGAAUACGAUUUCUUAUUCAAAGUCGUGUUAAUCGGAGACUCGGGCGUAGGAAAGAGCAACCUGCUCUCUCGAUUCACACGGAACGAGUUCAACCUCGAGAGCAAAAGCACCAUCGGCGUGGAGUUCGCCACACGCAGCAUUCAGGUGGACGGCAAGAUGAUAAAGGCCCAGAUCUGGGACACGGCAGGACAGGAGCGCUACAGAGCCAUCACGUCAGCAUACUACAGAGGGGCGGUGGGGGCGCUGUUAGUGUACGACAUAGCCAAACACCUGACCUACGAGAAUGUGGAGCGCUGGCUGAAAGAGCUGAGAGACCACGCCGACAACAACAUCGUCAUCAUGCUGGUGGGCAACAAAAGUGACCUGCGUCACCUCAGGGCCGUGCCCACAGAUGAAGCCCGCGCCUUCGCAGAGAAGAACAAUCUGUCGUUUAUAGAAACAUCAGCCUUGGACUCAACAAAUGUUGAAGAAGCCUUCAAAAAUAUUCUUACAGAAAUAUAUCGCAUUGUAUCGCAAAAGCAGAUUGCUGAGCGGUCCGCCCACGACGAGUCCCCGGGAAACAACGUUGUGGACAUCAGCGUUCCGCCCACCAUGGACGGCCAGAGGGGAAGCAAACUGCAGUGCUGUCAGAACCUGUAAUCCAUGGCAACGUUCCCUCACCUGGGUUAAUUAUUAGUUGAAAUCCACAGUGUUGAAAUGGUUUCAUCUGUCCCCGAGAGCAACAUUAUCUGAAUCUGCACUUUUUAAAUCUGUGGAGUCAGUUCUGUAAUGCCACAAAUGAUCAAUCCCAGAGAGAAGAAGAGUUGGAUUUUGAGUUUUAAUCUGACCCAGGUACAGUCAGCUACAUUCUGGUGCAAAAACAGGACUGAGGGUACAACAUGAGCUGCUACUACUGUUAGCUAACCAUGGCAGUGUAGCAGAAUAGCCUUGUCGGAGACCUUGAAAGUCUGGACAUUUCUUUGGUAAUUGCCACAAACUUGGAGCGGACUGGGUUGUAAAGCCUGCCGCUUCAGUUCGUAUCUGCAGUCCUGUUUUUGGGCUUCUCUCUGCCUACUUCAGUCAUCAUCUCUAAAAAAGAAUUGUUGUGAUGCUGCUGACGCUUAGUUCGUUUUGUGUAAAAUAUAUUCUUUGUUUUGAUAGCUUGUCUGCUCACAUACAUUAUAUUAAUGCCAUGAAAAUAAAUUUUACAAUAUUU